Molecule: messenger RNA, 2096 nt
Organism: Condylostylus longicornis
Lineage: Eukaryota; Metazoa; Arthropoda; Insecta; Diptera; Dolichopodidae
Gene: Inos
Product: inositol-3-phosphate synthase
Exons: 6
Coding region: 25-1707 (560 amino acids)
Biological process (GO): phospholipid biosynthetic process; inositol biosynthetic process
Cellular component (GO): cytoplasm
Molecular function (GO): inositol-3-phosphate synthase activity
Source: RefSeq, a predicted model, not a curated record
GUAAAAAUAAUUAGAAAGGAUACAAUGUCAGAAUUAUUACAAAUUAAUUCUUCAAAUUUAUUGAAAACUAAUGAUUAUAUAGAAGCAGAUUAUUGUUAUCAAACUUCACAAGUACAUCGGCUUUCAAAUGGAAAAUUAAAGGUUGAGCCAAACAAUAUUAAUCUUAAAAUUCGUACUAAUACAAAACUUCCCAAAUUGGGAGUUAUGUUAGUUGGAUGGGGCGGUAAUAAUGGAUCUACUCUAACAGCUGCUUUAGAAGCAAAUCGUAGAAAAUUGGAAUGGUCAACUAGAACUGGUGUUCAAAAAUCUAAUUGGUAUGGAUCCAUAACACAAUCAUCAACUGUAUUUUUAGGAAGUGAUGAAAAUGGUAAAGAUGUUUAUAUUCCCAUGAAUCAACUAGUUCCUAUGAUAUCUCCAGAUAAUAUAAUUAUCGAUGGCUGGGAUAUAAGUUCUUUAAAUAUUGCUGAAGCAAUGAAACGUGCUCAAGUUUUAGAUAUUAAUUUACAAGAUCAAGUUUAUAAAGAUUUGGAAAAAUUUCAACCACGUCCAUCUAUAUACGAUCCAGAUUUUAUUGCUGCAAAUCAAUCUGAUCGUGCAGACAAUAUAAUUGGUGGAACAAAAUUUGAGCAAUUUGAAAAAAUUCGAUCUGAUAUUAGAGAUUUUAAAAAUUCAAGUGGUGUUGAUAAAGUAAUUAUAUUAUGGACAGCAAAUACUGAAAGAUUUUGUGAUAUAAGAAAUGGGUUAAAUACAACAUCUGAAGAAUUAUUUAAAUCUUUAAAAAGUAAUGAUCCAGAAAUUUCUCCUUCGACCAUGUUUGCAAUGGCUGCAAUUGCCGAAAAGUGUACCUACAUAAAUGGUUCACCUCAAAAUACUUUUGUUCCCGGAGUCAUUGAAUACGCUGAAAAAUCUGGAGUUCAUAUUGCUGGUGAUGAUUUCAAAUCAGGUCAAACUAAAUUAAAAUCAGUUCUAGUUGAUUUCCUUGUUGGAGCAGGCAUUAAACCAGUAUCGAUUGUUAGUUAUAAUCAUUUGGGUAAUAAUGAUGGAAAAAAUUUAUCAGCACCACAAACUUUUAGAUCAAAAGAAAUCUCUAAAAGUAAUGUUGUUGAUGAUAUGGUCAAAUCAAAUAAUAUUCUUUAUAAUAAAAAUGAGCAUCCAGAUCAUGUUGUUGUUAUUAAAUAUGUUCCUUAUGUUGGUGAUAGCAAACGUGCUAUGGAUGAAUAUACAAGUCAAAUUAUGAUGGGUGGACAUAAUACAUUAGUUAUUCAUAAUACAUGUGAAGAUUCGCUUUUAGCGGUUCCCUUAAUUCUUGAUUUAUUAAUAUUGGGUGAACUUUGUUCAAGAAUUUCAAUUAAACGUAAACCAAAUAAUUAUAAUCAUGAUAUUAUCAAAGAUGAAAAUGAAGAAUGGAAAUCAUUUGAAUCAGUAUUGUCAUUAUUAAGUUAUAUGUGUAAAGCACCUUUAGUUCCAAAUGGUGCUCAAAUUGUAAAUUCAUUAUUUCGCCAGCGAGCUGCAAUUGAAAAUAUUUUAAGAGCAUGUAUUGGUUUACCACCAAAUUCACAUAUGCAACUAGAACAAAGGUUUCCAUCCGGAAUAUUUAUUGAUAAUUAUGAUCAUGAUGAUGAUGAAAAAGAGCAACCACCUAAGAAGAGGCAGAAGCAUGUUAAUGGUUGUAGUAAUGGUGCUAAAAAUGAUGAUAUUCUUAAUUAAUUUAAUCAAUUAAUAUAAAUAGCUGUGAGAUCAUUAUGUAGAAAGAAAUAAAAUGGAAUUUGCAUUUCAAAAGGCACAAAAUCUUGCUUUCAAAUCUUAAGUCUUAAAAUUGCAUUUAUAUAUAGAGAGGAUAUUAAAUAAUUUUGGCUGCUAAUAAAAAUUAUAGAUAAUCAUUAAAUUAAAAAAAAAAUAGAGCCCAUAUUUGCAUUUUCCAUUUUUAAAUCUUAUCCCAUCGGCUUUAUACAAGAAUUUAAAAUCCCUAUUAAUGUUAUAUACAUUUAUGAUCAGAUAAAAACUGAAUAUUAAACAUAUGUAAAUAAUUAUAUAUGUAUUUCUAUCUAUAUGUUUAUUAAAUUUUUAAAUGUUUUGAACAAAUUUUAUGAAAUAUA